Molecule: messenger RNA, 12126 nt
Organism: Limulus polyphemus (Atlantic horseshoe crab)
Lineage: Eukaryota; Metazoa; Arthropoda; Merostomata; Xiphosura; Limulidae
Product: gastrula zinc finger protein XlCGF57.1-like
Exons: 5
Coding region: 1-1515 (504 amino acids)
Biological process (GO): regulation of transcription by RNA polymerase II
Cellular component (GO): nucleus
Molecular function (GO): RNA polymerase II cis-regulatory region sequence-specific DNA binding; DNA-binding transcription factor activity, RNA polymerase II-specific
Source: RefSeq, a predicted model, not a curated record
AUGGCUUCCACUCCAGAGCAAGUUGUUUGUACGCCGACCUUUGUUUUCCCGGCAGCUUUUCCGGGUGCUGUUGCAAAUGCUGUAAGGGCAAGAGGAACACAAAAUACAGGAAUUGAAAUAUGUGAACAAUUACAGAUGAAUAGUGUAGUUCCCUCAACCCUUACAGAAUACAAAGAUAACCACUCGUACAUCAGACCAGGUAUUCCAAGUUCCCAUAGCCCCAACUCAACUCAACUUUAUUUACCCUCAAGACCCCUCAGCACACCAACUCAUUCUUACCGGGGUUUUGAUCCUCGUUCCCAUUUGGCAAACUUUCAUCAUAACACUGGAACUACAGCAACUCCUCCACCUCCUCAACUGCAACCUCAAGAAGAAACCCAAAAACCCAAGAUAUCUAAUGCUGCCAAUCGUGGUUCAGGUGUUAAAACCCACACACUUUUGGCAAAUAAUGACUAUGCCACAUCUAACCGAAACUUCCUUGUAGCAACUACAAUAGUUCCUACAACUGCUGCCUUUGCCGGGGUAGAUCCAACCAAAGUAGUUUCUGCAGCAGCAGCUCAAGCAGCAGCAAUAGUAGCUGCCGUAGAGAAGCAAGAUGACAUGAAAGACAAGUUAUGGCCAUGUCCAGCAUGCAAGGUUCCUUUCAAGACAGCUUCUGAACUUCAAGCCCACCUCUCUCAUCACACAAAGGGUGAGAGAACGGUUCCAUGUGAAGUCUGUGGUAAGUUGUUUGUGUCAGCAGAACGAGUUCGAGUUCAUGUGCGUGCAGCUCAUGGAGAAAAAUCAUGUUCCUGUGACAUCUGUGGCAGCGGAUUCAGCUACCGUUGUAAGUUGUUAGACCACAUGCGGACCCACACAGGAGACAAGCCAUUCCACUGCGAUGUCUGUGGGAAGAGCUUUUCCCAGAAGAACCACCUGACUCGCCACUCCAUGAUCCACACUGGAGAACGACCCUACCCAUGUGAUUUUUGUGGACGAGGUUUCUACCGGAAGGACAAGCUGUCCCGACACAGACGAAUACACACAGGUGAGAAGCCUUAUAUAUGUUUAGCCUGUGGUAAGGCAUUCUACCGCAGAGAUAAGUUGACACGACAUAUUAAAAUGCACAGUGGGGAAAAGCCUUUUUUGUGUGCCAUCUGUGGAAAAAGAUUUGUUGAAGAAAGAGAUCUGAAGAGACAUAAAUGCUCCUCUCGCCACUUACACAAUUCCAGCUCCAUCAAGUUCCGGACGGCAGCCCCGAGCACUGGGACCCAGCAGCAGCCUGAUCAUCCCCAGCAGCAGCCUGACCAUUCCCAGCAGCAGCCUGACCAUUCCCAGCAGCAGCAUGACCAUCCCCAGCAGCAGCAUGACCAUCCCCAGCAGCAGCCUGACCAUCCCAAGCAGCAGUCCGAGCAACACCAAUGCCAAGCUCUCCCAGCUCAGUCCCAGCCACAGUCCCAGUCCCAGCACCAACCAUGUGGAGCUCAACCUGCAACACACUCCCAACCCUUUCAGAGCCUCCCCUUACAAACCUGACUGGCAAGGUCCUCCACCAGGGGUUCACUGAGUAACUUCAUCUUACACUGGAAGCAGUGACUAGCAUCAGGCUCAGGCAGGCUCACAUUCCCUUUGUUUUUCUCAUUGUUCUUUUUUUUUAUUACUAAAAAUAUUAGGAGCCCAUUAGAUCUGAGCUUAGUUGUUAUUAAGUAUGAAUCUUAUAUAUAAAAGAUUCUUUAUAAAACUGUGUGUUAACUUUUCUAGCCACCAGAGUUGGUGUAUUUGAGACAGUAUUGCAAUUUAUUUGUAUCUUAGUGGGAUGAACAAAAUAUUUUGUGAAUUGUUUAGUAAACAGCCAGUAUAAAUUCAGGCUCUUAGAAGUCAUCAUUUAGAAAAUAUAAAGUAUACAGUUAUUGUUUCAAAUAGUUAGCAUAAUUCUUUGUAAUUUGGUUGUACAUUACAAUGUAUCUAUACUCCCACACAUUGUUUGAAAAUAAGAUCAUAUCAUACUCUGUUUUACAUUGAUAUGCUGUGUUAGCUAUGUUUUGCUAUUUGUAUUAAUCUAUGACUAAUUUGUUGUUAUAACUGUUUUCAUACAUGUUUUUUGUGAAUGUGUGUGUGUGAGUGUUUUUAAUUUUUUUGGCUUUCCCCACCAUGCAUUAAAUAUAUAUAUAUAUUUUUAUUGGUAAAGGAUUGAAAUAGUUUUUAUGCUUGUAUAAUUACACAGAUGUGGUUGUGAGGUUAAAGGCAUAUUGAUGCAAGUGUUCUUAGAGUAUUAUAUAAUGGGCAUUUUGCAUUUUUGUAAACCUAUACAUAUAACAUGUUAAAUAUUCAUUUAGGCUUACUACUAUGGUUUGACAGGGAUAUGAUUAGCCUAAAUGUCUUGUAUAAUAGUGGUAAUCAUAGUUCAUUUGGCAAAAUUUUACAUACUUGCAAUACGUACUGAGGCAAUUUGACAUUCAACAUAAAUUUGUUCCUUGCAUUACAUGUAAUAACAAACAUACUUCCUUUGAUGUUUUACUUUAUGAUCUGAUUACCAUUAUUUAUCAAGUAAGUUGAUGGAUCUUCUCACAACCUUGUGAUGUGUGAUUUUAUAAUUCAUGAUUUGCCUUGUUACAUAUCAGGCUGCAAAUCAUUAUAUUAAAAAAAAGUGCUUUUCAAGAAUUUCCCAUGUAGUUCUUUAAAUUUGGGUGUGAUGAAUAUAACAUUUGUUUUCCUCAUUUCAGCCUGGUAUGCAUAACUUUGAUUCAUGAGCUGAUAAGAAAAUCCUUCUAUGUCAACACCUACAUAACAAUCAAACAAUGAAAAUUUUAAGUUAGGAUACUCUUAUGAAACUUCACACUUGCUUAAAAUAAAGUUAAUGCACAGUAAAAUAGUUCAUAAGUUUUAUUUUUGAAAAAAAUGAAUAUCUAAAUAUCAAGAAAAAAUGUUUUGUUGCUCAUGGUGUUAUCAUGUUUCAAAUUAUUAGUGUACUUGAAUCUUGGUAGAUUAAGAGUUAUUGGUUUGAAUGAUUUUUUUAGUUUAGUUGAUUUCUUGUGUAGGUGUUGGUAUUUUUAAGAAGUAUUUUCUUUUUGUACAGAUGUAUACAUAGCCAUCAAUUUAAGAAGAAUUAGCUAUUCUUAAGACAUGGAUAUUAAUUUCAAUUAAAGAUCUAAGAUGGUUAUUUAAUCAUGACAGAUUGAGAUACUUGAAUUUUUUAUCAAAAUUGUUCAAAUGUCAUUAUAAACCUAUAGUAAGUGUAGUAAAUAUAGAUUUCUCUUGAUCAAUAUCAGUUUUAAUUGUGUCUUUAAAACCAGUGCUUGCAGCUAAUAAUAGCAAGGGAUUUGUUUUAUGAACUUUAAAGAAAACUUUUCUAGCAUUAUAGUAUUCAACAGAAAAGGACUUUAGGAACAGGUAAGACUACAGGAUCUCAAAUGAAUGGUAAGGCCACAGAAAAAUUUGUAAUAAGCUAUUAUCUUUUUUUUUUAUUCAUUGUUUUCAUUUUAGAGAGUGGGUAAGGGGUCUUUGAGAAAACUUACGGAUGUAUUAAAUAAUUAUCCAACCAAGUUCUUAAUAAUAAAGGAGGAAAUUAAUUUUUGAAUGUUAUUCUUUGUCAAAAGCAUGUUUUACUGUUAUUUAUCCUUGUUUCUUUACAGGCAAAAAUGUUAGUAAAAAUAACAACAUAAAGAUGAUUAGUUUUUGAAUUGGGCACAUACAUUGAUUUAGCUUGUGUUAGAUAAAAUCUCAAAAGUGAUGAGGUAAGAGCUAAAUUUUUCUAACUUCUUUCAUUGAAAGCUAUUUCAUAAGUUAUAUAAUUUUGUUUCACAUACAAAAUAAGUAGUUUCAUACAGUAGUUAUGUCAAAUUUCUGCACAAGCUUACUUAUUCUGAAAACUUACUAUACUGGGGGUUGUAAAACUUGUGUGUGAUGGUACAGUACUUAAACAAAAAGAAUCAAGCAUAGCUGAUGAUAGAAUACACUAUCACGUUCAAGAAAGAAACUUAAAUUCUUGAGUACUAGAUUAAGAGAUGAGGAUCCCACUUGGGUUUUUAAGUUUAAUAUUAUGAACAACUUUACAGCAGAAAUAUUUUUUAAAGCAACUAAAACUACAACUGUGAUGUUUCAGCCCAAAGGCCUGAAGAUGGCCCACAGUUUUAAUUGCUCGAGAAAGAACACUGAUGCAUUAAAGCUGUUCACAGUAUUCAACUUAAGUUCUGUAACAUGAUAAUAGUGUAGUCAGAAUUAAUACUGCUUAUCACCUAGUACCAGAUACACUAGACAAAACUAAACAUAUUUUCCAAUUUGAAUGAUUUUUCAUGUGGAUAGUGAGGAUGGGAAGGUGUGUUCCUUUGUACAAGCUCUAGAGACAUAAUUUUUGUGUAAUGUAGCAUUGGAGGAAAAUUAGUGCUAUAUGGUACGGCCCUGUGGAUGAAGUGACAACUUUAAAAGGCAGUGGGUAUAAAACUAUUACUUAAAAAUUUGUUGUUAAUCUAUGAAAAUAUCUUUAAAAAUUCAUAAAAAAAAGUAUUAAUUUUAGUCCUUACUUUUUUUAACGUAUAUACUUUAGUUAGAAAUGUGAUGAAUCGUAUUACGUGAAAUGUUUUUGAAUGAUGUUCACAAUAAUUAUGAUGCUUUAAUUAACUGAUGCUUAAAAAUAUUGUCAACUGUGAUGCUUUUAUUUUAAGUUUGAUAGUAACAAGAGGUGAAUUAAAUCAGAUUCAUCAUACUAGUAUUUAUAACAAGUUUUCUUUCUUGAAACUGAAUAUAUUGUUUUCAUAUUUUUAUUUUACAACAAAUAUAUAUAAUUUUCUGAGUUUUUAAAAUUGAUUCAGCUAAGGUAACUUGUUAGCUUUAGGGAUUUUUAAAUAUCACAAAUAUAUAUUUACUAGUUAUUUAUGAUGCGGCUAUAUUUCAAAGCAUAUUUUAAAUACUAAUUUGAGAAAUGACAAAAAGCACAUGUUCAGCAAAUUAUAUAAUGAUUAAUAGCUGAUUUAGUAUAAGCCCAUCAGGUAAAAAGUAUUCUUAGAAAGAAAAAAAAAGACAUGGUAGUAACCACAAUUUUCAUAGAUGUUUGACUCUACAACUAACAUUAAUGUUGCAGGAAUUAUAACGUAUGUAUCAUAGGUUACAACGUGUAAUUUGCACAGUAGAAUAGAGUUGUUUUUUAUCAAAGCUAAAGCAGAAGUAUUGUUGGAUUUAUCAUAUCCUCUAUGCUGUAAUGUUGCUGUCUUAGUGAAUCCAUUUAUUUGAGGACAAGGCUGGGCAGCCAAAACUACUGUUGUGAGAGUAUUGCACAUACAAAACCUCAUUUAUGAGAUUUCUGAAAGGAAUAGCUUUCUAAUUUACAAGUCUAUAGAUAGUUUCAAGUUGGCAUACCCAAGUAAUUAGUGCUGUUUCUCACCGAUAUGUUCCUAAGAUUUAUUUUAAAACUUCAUGAUAUCACAAAUAUGAGAUAAUCAUUUUUCUGUAAUCAUCAUAUUUGGUGUUUUACUUUCAGAGUGAAAUGUAUUUAAGACAUAAAUAUAAAAUGUGUACAUGUUAUAAAAUUGGCUAAGCCUUCUUACUUGUUCAUUCAUUUCAACUUGUGAUUAAACUGACUUGUUGCUUGUCACAGUGAUUUAAACUCACCCAAAUAUGACAUUUUUGUAGCUGUUGAACUUAGUUGAUUAGUCAAGUAUCUAUGCAUUUAACUAAGUUAGUUAUGAAAUGUGUUAUAAAAUACAUGGUUUAUGUGGAAAAGGGAAAUUUUGAAGUAAUACGUGGGAAUGAUUGUUCAUUUGAAAACUUAAAAGUUCUGAUGUUUUGGUCAUGAAAGGAGUUGCAUUACAUUGGUUUCUUUGUCUAUUACUGUUUAAUUUAUAAUCUAUACUGUUUUCUCAAUAGCUUUAGUUAUAUAACAUGCAAAUAUUUCUAAAAGUUUACCUUAUAAGCAUCAGCCAGUAAACAAGCAAAAACUGAAAUAUUUACAAGUGACUAAAUUUUUAUCUAGAGAAAAUAAGUGAUCCUUCUUUGAUAAGGUUUAUUUUCAAAGAAUCAACUCAUAAAAAAAAAAAGGUCUUAUUGAAAAAGUUUUGAAAAAAAUUUCCUAAAUUAAUGCUGCUUGCAUAAUUAUGAUUAUUAAUAAGCUAGCAAAGUAUGUUUCUAAAUCCCACUUUCAUAGUGUUAUUUGGAAGUAGAUAUUUGAAAGUAAUAGGCAUAAAAUUAGUGAUAAAAAUCACUUAAACUGCAGAUUUUGAAUCCAAAAUGGACAGUGUAAUGUGGAAAAACAUAUGUAAUAAUAGCUUUAGAUACAUUGCCAGCUUUUGAAAUUUAAACCAUAACUUUUAAAAUAUUAUACUGCAUAGAUAAAUAGUGUUUCAGAAAAUCUUUUGUCUCAUCAUCUAGUCUAGCUGAUGAGUUCUGGUGUUGAAUGAAGGGCCUCUUGGGCAGUCAUGUGGGAAACAAAAGAUAGUUCUUAAUUGGUGUUUUUACACACCUCUGAUUUUGAAUCCAAAAUGAACAAACUAAGAGGUAUGUAGAAAAAACAAAUCAGCAGUUUACGUGAUUUUUAUCACUAAUUUUAGACCUAUUGGUUUUUAAAGCUUUGCCACUUUUGUUAUUUAAUCCUGUACUUAAAGCCUUUUUAAUAAUAUAUAUUAUAAGAUUACUAAGAUAUAAUUAAGCUUGUAACAAUAAAUUGCAUGGUUUUAAGGAUAUUUUUAAAAGAAAUUAGUCCUCAUGUUGUCAUAUGAUAUCAUUGUGACACCUUAGCUAUAACUGCUGCAUGAACCUUUCCUAAUGUUCAUGUUAAAUCAUUUAAACUUGUUAUUAGUUAUUGAUAGCAACAACAAUAAAUAUAACAGUUUAGGUAAAAUGAACUUUGAGAAUACAUGGAUGUAAAUACAUUUAAAUUGUUAAUGCUUGGCAGGCUUGGAUAAAUGGGCAUCCAGCUAAGAUAGCUUGUCUUUUAUUAUCUAUUUUUAUUUAAUUUUUUGUUUUACUAAUCUUGUAAAUGUGUUUUUUUUUGCUACAGUAUUUAAAAAUUCAUUCCUUGUUCUUUUAUCAUUUGCAUGUUGGGCCUUAAAAAACUAUGAUUUAAAAAUACUGCAAUAGAUAACAGUAAAUAAUGUUUUUUGCUAUCCUUAAUUCAUAGAACCACAAUUUUUGCUAAGUCUUCUUACAUUGCCCAGUAAAUAAUACUGUACUGUUAAUCUGUUUUGAAAACUUUGACAAGUAGAAGCCUAAUCUCUCUUCUGUAGUUUAUCACAUAGGAUGUUUCCUUUUUAUAUAUAUUUCUCACUAAGACACAUCAUUAAGAAUACUGAGAGCUUAUUAAAGUUUUAAAAUGACUUUCUUUUUUUUUUAAGGGUAAUGAUGUGGAACAUUUAUUUCUGAAAUGAUCAACUUACCUCUCUGCAUACAUUAGCAGUUUCCUGUGUGCCUCUCUUUGAGAUUUUGCACAUGCCACCAGUCUUGAACUACCUCCCACCUAAAUCAUAUUUUGAUUUUAACUGUUCUAAUACACGAUGUAAUCAUCGUGCCCGGUAUGAGGGUAACACAUCUUUCAUGCACAGUAGAUCCUCUUAAGCAUUUGUAUUCAAAAUUAACUUCACUCUUAAACUCGGCACUACCUUUAACAGAUGUGUUUAAUUUUGCUCUUUGUGACUGACUUUAUUUAGUAAUAAUGUUUAGUAUCAUAGUUACUGUUUUUCUGACUUUUAUUUCUGUACAUUCCUAUUCUUUUGUGAGAUUUAUAAUUCCAUUUCCCACUUUCGUUCAUUUCUGCACAUUGGUAAACUACAAGUUUUGUUAGGGUUACCUUUUGUGUUGAUUUUCAAUUCUGCUAACAGAAAUUAUUCUAUACCCUGUACUUCACACAUUUUCUUGAAUCAACUGGUUUUUGUACUUGAAUUUCUAAGCCUAUGAUCUAUUACUUUGUGAGGUCAUGAGUCUUAAUUCCACAAACCUGUACAUACCAGUUGUUGCAUUAAAAAAACUUUAGAUGAUAUUCUUGAGCAGGUCUACACUAUGAACUCUCAUGUUUCUGUGACUUUGUCCUCUCUAGUUCUAGCUCUGUUCGAAAAGCUAAAAUAUCAUCUGGAAUGAGACUAGUUAAUGUUCUCUACUAUAAUUGUUUGCAGAACUCAAAAUACCAUACAAUUAAUAUCUUGAAACUCCUCACAGCUUCUACACAUUUAUGGCUGCUGGAGGUUCCUUGUCUGUGGGAAAUGUUACUGCUAGUUUUCACCAUGUAACAGAUUUUGCCCCCUCCCCCCUAUUUCCUACAUGUUCUCCAUUCCUGAGCCCGACCACGAGGCUGACAUUUUUCUCGCUAUUUUUGCUGUCUGGUUUUGCUCUGGCCUUGUCAUUCUCUGUUGAAAAACACAUCAUUCCUCUCUGUCUUUGCUGAUUGUGUCAGAUUUAUACUGUGCUUUCCCUUUCUCCUCUGUUCUGAGUUUCUUCAUGAUCUUUAUUCCCUUCUUUUGUGCUGUAGUUUAUUCUUUUUCUCCAUGUUAGAUUUUCCUGUUUAAACAUCUUUUCCACUCUUCUCUGCCUCAUCCUCCUCCUAUCCAUGAUUCCUUUAACAUUGAUUAUAGUCACUCCCCUUUUGCCUUUUUUGAUUCUUAAUUCCUGGAAUCCCUUCUGGGAUGUUGACCCUCUAUCUCCAGUAUCCCUUACCAGAGCUCCCUUCUCUCAUCUUUGCCUUCUCCUUGCUCUAUCCCUUCACUUUCUGUUUUCUUCUUAUCUCUUAUAUGAAGCACUCAGUCAGUUUUUCUGGGGUAUCUCUAGUCAGUCCUUUUCCCUACUUAGACCAGUGUCUCAUCAUUAGCUCUCUUUCUCCUCAUAUGGUUUCUGUUGUAGUUGAGAUCUAUUGAAACAUGACACCCUUUUCUCUGUCAUUCACCUUCUUCAUAUUUCCCUACAUGACUUGCAUCUCACUCCACUCAUUUGCCACAAGGUUUUUGGGGUGUUCAUCUCACCUUGGAGUGUCGGGCAGAAGCUGCUUGCCAUAAUUUUUCUUUCAUGGAAAAAGCCUGCACUGGGGAAGUGCCUGCCCACUUUCCUGGCUUGCACAUUCCAGCUUUUCAAAAUAUGUUUUGUGGCAACUUCUUCAGUAAAAAUUCUUUGUGGUAGUUAGGUCUGAUCAGAUCUGGGCCUUUCUCUGGAUUCUUCCCAACAUAAAUCCUCUCCUGCUCUUUAAGAGAAAUAUGAGAGUCCCUUGUCAUUCCAAGUUUUUAGCCAUUGGGGUGGUCAACUUGCAGAGUCGCUCACUUGUUUUGCGAUCCCUCCAUAGAGAGUCCUAGUUGACAGCACACUGUGGUGGGAAUUAGGGCUGGGGUGUCAAUGUAGUACAGGUUAUUUUAUUUUAUGCCAAUUUCAUGGUGGUUUUCAUCAACUGGUGGGGCAAAGUGUUGUUCUUAGGAGGCAGGUAGGGACUUUAGUAUCCAUUGCUGUAUGGUGAGUAAAUCGUACAACAGAACACAUACCAAACCUUGCAGUCUGAUUAUUGUCCUAGCCAUACUACACCUCAUGUCUUUCAUGUUCAUGUAUUUUUUCUGCCCACACCUGCAAUUAUUGGCUUGUUUUUGCCUUCAUCCUUUCUCAGAAUGAUAUAGUUUUGCAUGAGUGUUGCCCUUCUAGUAAGUUCCCAUUAAGGGAGCUCUUCUAAGUUUUCUUUUUUGCAUCAACCCUUCCACCACAUUAGUGUCAGAUUCUAGUUACUGUGUACAGAAAAGUAAGUGUAUCAUUUCAGAAGUUAGCAUCAUUUUUACCUGAAAAUGUAUUUCUGAUAGGUCUUUCCAUCAUUCCUCCCCGCUACCAGUGCACAUUAUUCUUGCCUUGUCUAAGAAUAGAAUUAAUUUUGAGUGCAAGUGCUUAUUGGGGAUCUACUGUGCAUGAAGGAUGUCACCCUCCUAUUGGUGGAGGUCUAUUCCUGCAUGAUGAUUACAUCAUGUACUAGUGCAGUUAAUGCAAAACUUGAUUUAGGUGGGAGGUAGUUCCAGGCUAGUGGUGUGCACAAAACAAUGGCAGGUGUGUGAGAAAUUGCUAUUGUGUGGAGACAGGUAAGUAUCUAUUGGAGAUAUAUUUUAAGGUAAGGAAAAUAUUAACUUCCCACAAUUUCAUUAACCUUGAAUCAGAUGAGUAACUUGAGUAUUUGUCAUUACUGGGCUGCUUUUUAAAUUCUGACAUUAAGUUUUUUCUUCUCAGCAGGCUGCUAGGUUUCUUUCUGUAGAGCUUGUGUUGCUUGAUUGUAAAUAAAUAAUUAAUUUAAAAAUAAUUUUCUGAGAAAAAUCUCUUAAACACAGCUUUGGUGUUUAAAGACAGUUUUGCCAGUGUACUUUACCUCUUACAUGAAUUGCUUUAUGAAAUUUUCAAACCUUCGGUGAUUUAACUGCUUAAAAAUUGUCUUCAAACAUUAUACCUAAUAUUUUAGAUAACAUUUUUAAGAUUUAUUCCAACUUACCAGUACUAAUUGUACCAAUAUUACUAUCUGUUUAAAGAACAUAACCAUUAAAUUUCACAUUUGCUUUUAGCUACUACCUUCAGUUUUAUCAAAGUAAUCUUGUUACUUUUACAGAGAUUUUAUCAUCUGAUUCUAGUGUUCUAUCUGAACUCAUACCAAAGUUAAUCCAUGUAAUAAUAAUAAUAAAGGAACAAAAUGGUGAGAUGUUUAUUACUAUUUCAGCAUACUAAUAGUCAUCAUAACAAAGUUAGUCUUGUUUCUAUUAAAGGGACAACAUUUUGAGAUUUUACUACUAAAUUUCAACUUAUCAGCAUUAAUCAUACCUAAGUCUUGUUAAGCACAAACAAAAACUAAGUGACUUAUCUUAUUUGAGCUUAACAGUAUUUUUCUAAUAUAGAAAUAAAUCCAUGAGAUAUUAUCAGCUAAUUUUAGCAUACCUUUAACAAACACAUCAAAGUUAGUCUUAUUACUAUCACAGGCCAAAAAUCAAUAUAUUAUACAUUCAGUUCCAGCUAGUUUGUUUGUUUAUGCUAUUGUGUAUAACCAUGUGAUUUUAUUACUGGAUCCUAUCUUACCAUGUAGUUAUAUUAAAUUGAGUGUGGUAACUAUUACAGUGCUAAACUUAAACAUUUUUAGUAAUGUUAAACUCUCAUGAAUCAAGUGUUGAAAAAAAGUAUUUUCUUAGUAUGGGGAUUUAACAUUUAGAGAGACAUCCUCCUUUAUAGCUUCUUCAUGGCUCUUAGUAUAUGAAUUUUUGGCAUUUUAUUUCAUCAUAACUUAAAUAUAUUCAUGCUAAUGAUAGAGAUUGUGAACUAAUCAUGAUAAUUUUACAGAAAUAACUAAGUUAACUGUAACUUAGUCAUUUAUAAAAGUACAAGUUUUGUUUUACCACAGAAAUUAAUAACCAUAUAAAUUUUCUGUCUUAAAGAUGGUAGUAGUACAUAUUUAUUAUCUCCAGUGCCAUUUGGUAUACAUAAAGUAAGACUGAUUAGUCAAAGACUCGUGGUACAGGUCAAGAAGUCUUUUGGUCAGCAUUUAAGGUGUCAAAAGAUAAAGUGGUAAAAUACUGGCCAAUUAAGGCUAAUAAUGGUUAGGAAAAUAAUCAGUUACUGUGUGAAAUUUUUGUAAUUUAAUUUGAGGGAAUUAUAUUUUAUUUGUAGGGUUUCUGUGGAAGUUGAUUAUUUUAAAUUUAAACUUUAAGAGAAGAGGGAUUUUUAUUCUGUGUAUGGAUUUGAAGAUUACAAGCACACAAUUCUGUAUGUUUUAAUUUUUACUCUGAUAUGUGCCUUACUGGUCUUUGAUAUUUUAAACUCUUGCUCAAGAUUCAAACACUUAAGAAAUUGUUUCUGAAUUUCAUUUAAAGAUCUAACAAAUCUACCUGUGGUAACCCUUUGUAUAAGUUAUUUUAGGUUAGAGUAUUUUGAAUAAAAAAUAGCAAAGUUUCAAUAAAAACAUGAAGAAAACAAAAUGUUCUUACACAUCAUUGGUCAAAUGCUAUUUCUGGACUAACUGAAUUGCUAUUUCACACAAUAUUGUACUGAUGCAUUUUUGUAGAAAUAUAUUCCUUUAUUUUAUUUUUUAAAGAUAACAAAAAUGUGUACCUUCUAGCUUGUUUCUUGUUUUUGAAAAUGGUUAAAUUUAAGGCCUUCAACUUUUAUGAGUGACCUGUCUUAACCUUUACCCACAUACAUAGCUUAUCUUCAUUUUUCACAGAAUGAAUUAAAAAA